UGGCCCAAGCAUGUGCCACACGUUGCCAGCAAAGCUCAAUAGUGCCUCCGAUGGUAGCGCAGCCUUUGCGCCGACCCAUCCGGUUAGGCGAAGAUGACCUCGACAACGUGACGCCUGACAUUCAAAGUUCGAUUCUGUCCGCCUUGUUGCAGGACCGGCCGUCUUUGGAAAAGGAGAGCCCCCCUCGUCGGAGGGAGGCUACAGGCGUACCAGGCAUGAGUCGGCCUCCACUGCCACAAGCUGGUGCCGCUGUCUUGAACCGUGAGACUCGCGAGGUACGUCGCCCUCGUUCCGGAGACAACUCGUUGGUCUCCAGCAUGGCGUCGCGCUUGGCGCAGGUGGAGCAGACCAACAAGCAGCUGACAGCCAAGCUUCAGAAACAGAACCUGGAGAUGGAAGAGCUGCGAGAGCAGCUUGCCAGGGCCAGGCAACACACCUCUCCAGGGUGUGACAGCGAAAGCCUGCUUCAAGCUGAAUGCGACCGUUUGAGCCGCCAAGUGGAGGAGAUGAAACAGUUUAUGGCAGACUACGGCCUGCCUUGGCGACCUCGUUCGGGAAGUGGGGUCGCAGUUGAUAUUCAGGUAAUCCAAACCAGGAUCGAGGCGUUGAAUUCUGCUUUGGAGCAGGAGACAAAGGUCGUGCAAGAGAAGGCAGGUGGUGGUGUGUGUGCUCGAUUGAGCACCAUGGAGACCCUGCCGCUGACCUUCUUCAGAGAUGGCUUGAAGCUGGCAGAUCAUGGUUUCAUGCUUUUUCAGUCCAGCUCUGCGCAAGAUGCCAUCAGAGAUCUUUUGGAGGGUUUUCUUCCUCGACAACUGCGGGAAGAACAUCCGAAAGGUGUCGCCCUGAAGGUGCUGGAUCGCACCAAGAUGAGCUUUCGCCAGUGGCUGAAGGAGGCCAUGGAAGACCCAGAGCUCGUGGAUGGUGGUUCACGUCUUCGAGUUUCAGUGGGGCAAGCGCUUCAUGAUCCUCAGGACACGCGCAGCGCCUCGGAACGCUUCGUGGCGCAGCUGCCGGAGCGUGUGCUGCGGAAGGGUCAGGUCUGUCAAGUUCGCUCAGCGAUAGCACAGAGGCUUGGUGUUGAUGCUGGUCCACGGAGCGCUUCAGCCCCCCCACCAUCAGGUCACCAGGAAGUUGCUUUGCUGGCCAUUGGCCGACCUGCGGACGCACCAGCUGCACGACUGCAGGUGAAGUUGGAAAGUGGACAGAAAGUCCUUCUGAAGAUGGAGUUUGACGCGACCAUCGGUGAUUUGUGGGAAGCCCUGGCAGACUGGCGGUCGAAGCAGAAGGUGGGGCGAACCCGACCUGGAGCUGUGCUGAGGACCGCUUUUCCACCCAAGUCCUAUACAGACAGAAAGCAGACUUUGCAGGAUGCUGGCUUGACCCCAAGCGCUACAUUAUUUGUUGGCUAUGAGGACUCUCAUCAGCACCCUGUCUGAGUAGCGAUGCCUUUUGAAGGAUCCCAGUGAUCCAAAACGGUCUCGACGGAUUCUCCACAUAAAGCUGUGGACAGUCAUGGUCAGAGUCACGGACGGGCAAUCCAAGGAAGGUCCAAAGGAUUGAAAGAUGAUGGUCUCCAUGUGUACAUAGUCCAAUUGCCUCUCACCCAACGAGAAAACAUCGUCGCUGUGUUUCUGUGUUUCGGUGCUCGGCAGCGACGAGAUUCAACAAGCAGCGACAGCAGCUUUGCU
Molecule: messenger RNA, 1688 nt
Organism: Durusdinium trenchii
Lineage: Eukaryota; Dinophyceae; Suessiales; Symbiodiniaceae
Source: the annotation of a GenBank genome assembly